AUGGAUGAAUCUGGAUUUCGAGCUGAAUAUGCUAAAUCAGAUCGAUCAACAUGCAAAGGAUGUCAUUCAACUAUAGACAAAGAUGCACUUCGACUUGCUAUUAUGAUUCAAUCACCAAGUUUUGAUGGAAAAAUUCCAACAUGGUAUCAUAUGGGAUGUUUUUUCAGAAAAGUGAAACCAUCUGAUGCACAAAUAAUAAAAGGUUUCGAUAAUCUUCGUUGGGAUGAUCAAGAAAAAAUUCGUAAAAAAAUUGACGGAACAUCAAAAGAUGAGUCAAAAGAUAAAUCAGAUGAAGCAGAAGGCGAUUCGAAAAAUUUUAGUGCUGAAUAUGCUCGAUCAAAUCGAAGUACAUGUCAUGGUUGUAAUAGUAAAAUUGAAAAAGAUCUUGUUCGUUUAUCAAGAAAAGUUUCAUCAAGUUCUAAUCAUUCAGCAACUGAUCAAUGGUAUCAUAUUGAUUGUUUUAAAGAACAUAAAGAUGAACUUCAAUUUAAUGGAACUGCUGAAACAUUUUCAGGUUUUAAUGAUCUUAAUAAAGAAGAUCAAACUGAAUUAAAAAAAAAAUUUGGUUCAUCAACGAUUAAUCGAAAACGUAAAGGUGAUAAAACAUUAAGUUCAACAACAAGUGAAAAUAAUGAUGCACCAAAAGCUAAACAAGCAAAAACAGAAGAUAAUAAUGGUUUAACACCAGCAGAAGAAGAAAGACAUCAAAAAAAAGAACAAAGUGAAUUACUUUGGAAAUAUAAAGAUGCUUUAAGAAAAGAAGUACCCAAUGAUGUUUUAAAAGAAUUACUUGAACAUAAUCAACAAAAAAUUCUUACUGGAGAAUCAAAUUUAAUUGAAACAGUUGCAGAUUGUAUGGCAUUUGGUACAUUAGAACAUUGUCCUGAAUGUGGUGGAUUUCUUAUUUUUAGUCAUUCAUGUUAUCAUUGUACGGGUGAUGUUACAGAAUGGACCAAAUGUACUUAUUCAACAAGAACACCAACAAGAAAACCAUUUGAUAUACCUGAUGAUAUUAAAACAGAAUAUGAUGCUUUUAAAUCAUAUAAAUAUAAAAAACGUGAUCGAAUUUUAGCACAAGUUAUUGAGAAACAAGUUACAAUUACUAAAACACCUGAUGUUUCACGAGUUAUUCAAGAACCAACAUAUGAUUCAAAUUUACCACUUUCUGGUUAUGUUGUAUCAUCAGCUGGUCGUUUAUCAAGUUCUGUUGCAACUAUUCAAAAAGAAAUUGAACGAUUAGGUGGUACAUAUUCAUCAAAAAUUGAUGAAAAUGUUGGAAUUGUUAUUAGUUCAAAAGAUGAAAUUGAAAAAAAGAGUAAAAAACUUCAAGAUGCUGAAAAAUUAAAAAUUCACAUUGUCUCGGAAGAAUUUUUAAAUGAAAUAAAUAAUGAUCGUCCAUCAAUAAUAAUGGAAAAAUGUAAAAUUUCAACAUGGGGAAUUUUACCACAUAUUCGAAAACAAACUAAAGCAAAUGAAGAAGAAAAACUAAAAUCUGGCCAAAAAUCAUUUACAACAGCAUCAAACAAAUCUGAUUCUCGUGUAAAAAAAUCUGUACCAGAUAAAGUUCAAUUAAAAUUAAAAGAUGGAAUUGCUGUUGAUCCUGAUUCAGGACUUGAAGAUACUUGUCAUGUUUAUAAAGAAACAGAAACCGGUGAUAUAUAUACUGCUGUUCUUGGUCUUGUUGAUAUAACACGUGGAACUAAUUCUUUUUAUAAAAUGCAAUUACUUGAAUCUGAUGGUGGUCAAAAAUGGUUUGUCUUCAGAGCUUGA
Rotaria sordida is the source of this 1770-nucleotide messenger RNA. NCBI's taxonomy places the organism in Eukaryota, Metazoa, Rotifera, Eurotatoria, Philodinida, Philodinidae. The record is from the annotation of a GenBank genome assembly.